CACCCACGUGCGGCUCGUGGUUGGGAAGUGGGAACACAUUCUGCACGUAGCAGACGUAUUAAUCAGAGAGGGGCCAUCUGCUCCCUUGGUAAAUAAAACGGAGAGGAGUUGGCCGGACUUUUCCUCCCUCCCCAAAAUAAAUAAAUAAAGAGAGAGAGAGAGAGAGAGGGAGGCGGGGAGGGGAGUGUCCACACGCGCUGAGAUCUUCCGGGCUCGAAGCAGAUAAGAAAAAAGGGCUUCCUGAGCUUCUUCUUCCAGUAAUCAUCUGCUUGCCAAGGCGCUAGUCCUGGUAGUCAGAGAAGGGUCAGUCCGGAGGAGGAGAGGCAGCAAUUUCCUUGAGGCGGACCGCACGGAAGACUUCCAAAACUUUGGCCAAACUUUGCGGAUAAGUUUGAAACAGCUCCUCUUGGGAAUCCAUGGCUUUUUAAACAUGCCGCGGUUGGGUUGAAUGGGCCUUGGGGCUUCCUUGACACGAGUCUUUGCUUUGCCUGACUUGAAUCCUUGCUAAAUAACACAGGGCACUUUCGGCUUGUUUGGGGAGCCCCCCCCCCCCCCCCCCCCGCCAUGCCGUUGGGGAAUCUCAAGCGGUUAGACCUGGAGAAAAUCGCCUUGGACUACAUCGUCCCCUGCUUGCACGACAUGGGCUUCUGCUACCUGGACAAUUUCCUGGGCGAGCUGGUCGGGGACUGCGUCCUGUCGCGCGUGAAGCAGAUGCACUACCGCGGGGAGCUCCAGGACGGGCAGCUGGCCGGGCAGCGGCAGGGCAUCGCCAAGAGGCACUUGCGGGGAGACCAGAUCAAGUGGAUCGCCGGCACCGAGGAGGGCUGCGAGGCCAUCCACUUCCUCCUCUCGCUCAUCGACAGGCUGGUCAUGUACUGUGGAAGUCGGCUGGGCAAAUACUAUGUCAAAGAGAGGUCCAAGGCAAUGGUGGCCUGCUACCCUGGGAAUGGAACUGGCUAUGUGCGUCAUGUAGACAAUCCUAAUGGUGAUGGUCGCUGUAUCACUUGCAUUUACUAUCUAAAUAAGAAUUGGGACUCAAAGCGUCAUGGGGGAAUUCUGAGAAUAUUCCCAGAGGGCAAGUCCUAUGUAGCGGAUGUAGAACCCAUAUUUGACAGAUUACUUUUUUUCUGGUCAGACCGAAGAAACCCACACGAAGUGCAACCUUCCUAUGCAACAAGAUACGCUAUGACUGUGUGGUAUUUUGAUGCUGAAGAAAGAGCAGAAGCCAAAAAGAAAUUCAGGAAUUUAGUUGAUGCAGGGAAGACAGAUGCAGUUCUCAAUGAAGACUGAAUUUACUCAUACGGUUUUUCAGUGAUGAAUAGGGGACUGUUUGCAAGCAAUAAGAUCCAAAGGCAACAUGGUCUGUUUCCAAUUAUUAUUGGACACUCUUUUUACUUGCAGAAAUGCACUGUUUUUGGCACUCUCUUGUAUUUGCAUAUUACGGCGAUGGUACUCAUGGCAGCUUCGUAUCACACACCCCUUUGGCAUAAAUCACCCCUCUUUUCUACUCGCUUUUAACUGAAAAAAAUGCACCCAGGGUUUUUGAAAGUGAAGAAUAUCCCAAGCUUCCCACUAAUGUCAAGACCAAGUUGGCAAUACUGGUAAUAAAGAUACUAAACAUUUGGAAUAUCUGGGGGAAACUUGAGUCUUAUUUGCACUUUAUUUACCUAGUAUUUUUCAACGAGAUUGAGUUUUUACAGACCACAGAUGGGCAACCCAAGCAACCAGAGAAGCAAAAUGGAAAAAGACAUUUGUCAAGAGCCAAGGUCAUUAUGCCCAACGUGGGGCCUUUCGUGGACUGCCUUGUCACUUUACUGCACAGACUAUUGGUUUUACUGGUUUAUAUAAUUAAUUUCUAAGAAAAAAAAGGAUAAGCCUCCUAUUUGCCAUAAAAUGAUUUUAUCCAUGUUGCUAAAGCCAGGCAACAGUGGCCUUUUAGAGCCCCAGAGGCGGAGACUGUUUUGUCCACUGUUUGUGAAAAAAACAUUUUCUUUUCUGAAGCAUGACAGAUGUGUGUAUGACUUUUCAUUCUUUUUAAAAAAGGCCUUUGUUUUAUGAAUCUGCCAGCAUCCACACACCAGCUCCUGUCCAAAUUUGUAAUGUUUUUAAAAGUUGAAGACAAGCUAAAUGCAUGUAUGCCAAGAAUUGAUCCAGCCAAGUGUAUUUUUCAUUUUACUUUUAAAAACUGAUCUUCCACCAGCCAUUGUUUGUCUAAAAAAAGUAGAAUUCUGGUUAUUUAAAUUGACAAAUAAAUAUUUGUUGGAUAAUUGUAGCCAAUUAAGUGAUAAUGCCAUUUGGAUUAUUUCAGAUCUUUGAUUAACAUAGCAACCCUAUUGGGGAGCAAGUCCCAUUGAUUCAAUUACAUAUACUUCUAAGGCCCCUUCCACAAAGUUGAAUAAAAUCUUACAUUUUCUGCUUUGAACUGGAAUAUAUGGCCCUGUGGACUCAAAUAACCCAGUUCAAAGCAGGAUUUUCUGCCUUGAUAUUCUGGGCUAUGUGGCUGUGUGGAAGGGCCCUAAGAAGAUAGGGUUAGGAUUGCGUUGUAUAUGCCUGAUGUCACACUUGAAUUGUACAGCUGUUGCAAACCUAACCACUGUUUGUGAAUCCAUGAGAAAAUGUUUUGACUACUACAGCCUUAUAGCUUAAUCCUAAGAUUAGUUGUGCUAGCGCACACACUUGUGUGUGUUGGAUGAGAUAUACCAAUUGUUUUACCUAUGCAAUAUCAUGAAACAUUACUUUGCAGGCAGGCACUCUGAAAUUGUUUUGGAGUAAGGUUCACAGCCUGCAUCCUGCCACACCAGAGCCCCACUGCUGGUUGAAUGUCUGUGUAGAUUUGUUUUGAUAUGUAUUUAAACUGAAUAGGGAAAAAUUACUCAGUCCCAUGUGUUACAGGUAAAUAUUUCCAUCCUGCAUUUGAGCCAUGAGCUGUACAGAAGCAGAAUCAAUAAUGAAAAGGAAUACAUUUUCUUACUAUAGUUUUACUCUGUAAAAGACAAAAGAUUUCAGUGAGUAACUUUUCAAUGCUACUUUACUCAAUAAAUAGUAGAACUGUGGGUAUUCAGCACUUAGCAUGGCUCAUUAUUAAAAUGCCACGUCCAAGAGUUAUUCCACAAACAUGUUGAUUUCAGGAAAAUAAUUAAUGUAAACAUCCUGUCAGGAUAAAUUCGCUGUCUUAACUGAUAUCUCUAGUCAUAUUGUGAACUUUGUAUCAGUGAUUCAGUUUGUUCUUCCAAAUAUGUAUAUCUCUUCUCUUCCAUGUCUUGUAUCCUCCCAGUUACAUAACCAACUCUGGCAAUUCUCAUUUUUUUCUCUUCCUCAGCCAAUUUGUUUCUUGCUAUUUUCCUUUAUGUAGGAAUGGCAGUUAUUAUGUCACUUUAUUUCUAGACAAGCCAGAUGCUUGUCCCAUAAUUGGAGCCAGUAAAUGCAACAAAUAUUGAGACAUUGUCCAGCCUUAAUUUAUUUUAGCACAGCAUGUAAAAGGCAACAGGUUUUGAACAAAACAGUUGUUUGAUCUAGAAAAGAAGACACUGUUAUUGCCCAAUUUGAUGUGUGAUUUUUAAGAUGCUACUGAAUUAUUCCAAAUCCUCUCAAAUUUGAAGACACCUAUUUGCUCACAUGGCUUUACACAUUUGUGUGAGAUUGCUAUGUGACCUCAGUAUACAGCUCCUGUUUAAGUCAAGAAGAAUUAAUCAGCUCAUAGUAGAUUCAUCAUAUAUACCAAUGUAGUCCUUUUGUUUUAGUGAGUGAUCAGAGUCCUUACGUGGAAGAUGCAUGAAUAACUCACAUUGGGAAGAAAAUGUAACAUGACAUUCCAUGUAUGCCUACCACAGUAGAGUUCUGUAGAUCUGAAAAUCUGGCAUUGAAUUGUAUCCAUGGAAGGGAAUGGGGGCAAGAAUUUCUUCCUCAGCCCAUGCCCAAUUUGCAACCUUUCUGUUUUUAAUGGGGUAGUAAAGGAAAAUAUAAGCAAGCUCACCUAACAUGGUUACAUGUGAGCUAGCAUCCUUCACAGAAUGUCUUCUGAUCCACCAGAGAAUUCUGGAAAUGUAUGGAAGAAAAGAAAAUAUUUUUGCUUAUUAUUUCUAGACUUUUCCCCUUUAUCCUGCCUUAGUCUGUGCUAGGAAUUUGGAAAACCUUUCUUAGUACUAUGGAGGUUAGUUGAGGGAGGGCGAGGAAGAGAUCUGGGAAAGGAAAAUUAUGAAGCUUUCCUCUUCUAUAUUUCAAAGAAUAUUUUUGUGAAUGGAAGUAAGACAAGGCCAGACAUUCCAUACACAUGUGACAAAAUAAACAUUACUUUUUGGACUAUACCUCCCAGAAUCCCAUGGUUAGCUUGUUAACAUGCAACAAAAAUUGCAUUUUCAAAGCUAUGGAAAAUGAACUUUCCCCUCAUUUCCCUGUAAACAAACACAUCAGAAUUAAACAAAAACUGAUUUUAAGAGACAAAUUAAAAUCACAGGAAACUGUGAUGGAAGAAGAUUUUAUCUUGACAGCUGUACAUGUCUUAUCAGGAAGGUGUACUACACAUUCUCAGGAAUUGGUCGACAGAUUUCAUGCAAUAUAUGUUUCCUCCUUUUUUUCCUGCAAUAACUGGGCUUACCAGUCAUAGAUAAGACUGCACAGACUAUUGGUUUCACUGGCUUAUAUGAUUACUCUCCAUUCAUCAUACUUAGUCUCUGGAGCAUUUGAGAAUUUAAAAAACUUGUGUGUUCACUAAGAUGUGCCUUCAAGGGCAGUGAAAUAUCUGAAUAUUUUAUUGAAGCAUCUUUUUUCAAAAUUUGUGUUGCCUCCAAGAAUCAGUAAAGAACAGGUGAAGCAAUUGAAAUUAUUCCAAGUCCAAUUUCUGUUGGUCUCAAAUUUGAAAGUCCCCAAGAAAUGAUCAGCAGAAAUACUGCAGCUUUCCCUGUUCAGUCCCAUUUUUCUGGUAUUUUCUUCUUGAUUUAGAGUUGUACUGGAGGACUUAGAGAUUCCCAAAGAGGUGUCAAAAAUAGCAUUUUUUAAUUUGUGGUUUAUCAGUUUCAUGGGGGUCCUGUGUCCCUAACAUCAAUGCAUGAGGAGGGUUGACAGUAUUAACAAAGUAGGGUUACUAUAUUUUGAAAAGCAAUAAAGGCUUAUUGAUUGACUGUUUCAAGCCAACAAUCACUAUGGCUAUUCUUACUUUAGAUACCCCUGCUUUAUAAACUGGGAUAAUAGCUUGUAGAAAUAUUCCUAAUUUUUAUGGCAUUGAAAGAACAAUUUUGUCUUCCCUUUUAAAUCCACUUGAAUUUUUUUUGGUAACUCUGAAAAAAGAUGAUAUGACUGGAAAAAAUGAUGUAUAUCUCCUUUAUUUUAAAUAAAAUAGUUUCUAGACCCUUCAAUUUUUAUUUCAGGUCACCAUCAUCAACACUUUCAAAUUGUCCAAAUAUGGGCCUGAACUCUAUUGGUUGUUCCUGAAUAGAAUAAACCCAUUGAAUGAAUUGUUAACUUAGGAGUAAAUGGAGAGAUGGAAAUUCUAAUUGGAAUUAAUAGGAUUCAAGCCAAGGCAAUCCAACAUUAGAUGGAGUAACACUAUAAUACUCUCUGUAAAAAAUAAAAAAACUACCGCAGAAUCCAUUGUAUGUAAACUACAGUAUUAUGUUUAUGAGAUUUCAUUGAUUGGUCAAAUAGUCAAGUCAGUUAAAAGAAUAUAGUCCAUUUAUUUUCCAAACUGUUUCUUUACAUAUGAAGCCCAUCUUACAAAAUUUUAAUCGUAAAUUAUAUUAACUGUAGAAUAUUGGACAAAAAGACCACUGUUCUUCAUGUUGAUCUGUUUUAAAAGAGUCUGUUUUACUUUAAUAUUUGAGCACAAUCUUAGAGAUUUAAUGGAUUGAUAAAUCUCACAUUCCCUUCAGUGUUUCCUUUCUUCCUAUGAGAUAGUAAUCAGAAAUUCAGCUUCCAUUUUUUGACCUCUACUACAGUGUUCCAUUCUUCCCCAUUGAUGAAAUAGUACAGUGUUAUUUUUCAGUGUAGUUCACUCUUGAAUGGGAAGUACAUCUAUUUGCUGGUGAAUAUCUUAUUUCUUUUGACAUUUGCUCCGCAAAUAUCUCUGGGAGUACUUUUAAGCAUACCUUUUGCCAGGUUGAAUGCUGGUUAUUGUUGCUGCCAGGUGGACUGGAUACUGAUCCACACUGUGGUAUUUUGGCUUCUAAUCUACACCUUGUCUUUUAUUUUAUGUUGUUGUUUUUUUAAAAAUGUUGGAAUGAAAUAAAAUGCUGCAGCGGUCAAUGAAA
Anolis sagrei ordinatus is the source of this 6242-nucleotide messenger RNA. RefSeq names its product egl-9 family hypoxia inducible factor 3 (gene EGLN3). Gene Ontology annotation, biological process: peptidyl-proline hydroxylation to 4-hydroxy-L-proline; cellular response to hypoxia. Lineage: Eukaryota; Metazoa; Chordata; Lepidosauria; Squamata; Anolidae. Gene Ontology annotation, cellular component: cytoplasm; nucleus. The record is from RefSeq and is a predicted model, not a curated record. Gene Ontology annotation, molecular function: L-ascorbic acid binding; ferrous iron binding; peptidyl-proline 4-dioxygenase activity.